GCAAGGGUAGAUGAUCAGGCAAGAGCAAAGGGAUGGGGCUGGAAAGGGUGCUUCAAAAGCAGCAAAGGGGUCAGGUAGGGUAAACACACACGGGACAGGAGAAAAAUGGUGGGCCAAAGAGAACCAAGAAAUGACUUUUGUAUCUCAAAAUGCCCUGCUUCUGACUUUUACCAAGCUAGUGGCUGGAGCAUAAGAGGAUGGGGUGCUUUCAUAAGCUCUGAGUCACAGAUACUGCAUCUCCUCCCCUCCCCUCCCCCUCCCCUUAUGUACACCCUUUACUCCUCCCAGGCGAUUUGGUUUCCAUUGGGGAAGUUGGCCCGGACUUCCCUUACAAAGCCACUCCCCAGAGUGAGCUGUAUGGGAAGGGAGGAGGAUAACCCCCCCCCCCCAACUCCACCCCAUGCAAAAAAAAAAAAAAAAGCCAACCCAACAAAACACUCCACUCAACAUUCACAACUCCAGGGGAUUCUGAGUGAGAAGGGCAUUUUAGGGGGCUCCAUGUAGGACUGGAUGUACGGUCAGUGUCUGAGGUCCUGGGAGGAAGAAUAAGAUCUGCCCAUCCUUCUUCCUUAUUUCCCAUCUAGGAGGAGGUCCUGAGUCCCCCUGGGAUGGACCUGCUCGUGCUGCUGCUGGCUCUGGGCCUGGCUGAUGGUGGUUCUACGAUGUCUUCACCCAGCCCUCUCUUGACCUGUGCCUGUGAGAACUAUUACUGCAAGGGAUCUUCAACCUGCCAGGGGUCUUGGUGCACUGUGUGGCUGAUAAAAGAGGCAGAAGGACCCCGAGAGUACCGGGGCUGCAGUAACCACCACUACCAAGAGACAUGUCUGGGACUGCCCACUGAGGCCUUUGCCUAUCGUUGCUGCUCCCAGCCUCUCUGCAACCUCAACAUCACCCUGAAAUUAGCAACCAUACCGGCCACACCAGAGGAACCCCAUCGAACUAACCAACUGCCACUGAUUUUGGGCCCUGGGUUGGCCCUGCUGAUCCUCCUGGGGCUGGGGGCCCUGGGCCUGUGGCACCUCAGUCGGAGGCGUGAGAAACAAAGAGCCUUGCACAGUGAUCUGGGAGAAUCCAGCCUCAUCCUGAAGGCAUCGGAGCUGGGGGACAGCACACUGUGGGAUCUUCUGGACAGUGACUGCACUACAGGCAGUGGUUCUGGCCUUCCCUUCCUGGUCCAGCGGACAGUAGCUCGGCAAAUUGCUCUGGUGGAGUGUGUGGGCAAGGGCCGCUAUGGGGAAGUGUGGAGGGGCUUGUGGCAUGGUGAAAGUGUGGCUGUCAAAAUCUUCUCCUCCAGGGAUGAGCAGUCCUGGUUCCGGGAGACGGAAAUCUACAAUACGGUGCUACUCAGACAUGACAAUGUUCUUGGAUUCAUUGCUUCUGACAUGACCUCCCGGAAUUCCAGUACCCAGCUGUGGCUGAUCACCCACUAUCAUGAGCAUGGCUCCUUGUAUGACUUCCUGCAGCGGCAGCCACUGGACCGAGGAUUGGCCCUGCGGCUGGCCCACUCCAUUGCCUGCGGUCUGGCCCACCUUCAUGUGGAGAUCUUUGGAACCCAGGGCAAGCCAGCCAUCGCCCACCGGGACCUGAAGAGCCGCAACGUCUUGGUUAAAAGCAACCUACAGUGUUGCAUCGCGGACCUGGGCCUGGCAGUAAUGCAUUCUCAAGGCAGUGACUCCCUGGACAUUGGCAACAACCCUCGGGUGGGCACCAAGAGGUACAUGGCGCCAGAAGUAUUGGAUGAGCAGCUUCGCACCGACUGCUUUGAAUCCUACAAGUGGACAGACAUCUGGGCCUUUGGUCUGGUGCUAUGGGAGAUAGCCCGCCGGACCAUAGUGAAUGGCAUUGUGGAGGACUAUAGGCCGCCCUUCUUUGACAUGGUUCCCAACGACCCCAGUUUUGAAGAAAUGAAAAAAGUGGUUUGUGUCGAUCAGCAGACCCCCAACAUUCCCAACCGUCUGGCUGCAGAUCCGUUUCUUUCAGGUCUGGCACAAAUGAUGCGGGAAUGUUGGUACCCCAACCCUUCAGCUCGCCUCACAGCCCUGCGUAUCAAAAAGACCCUACAGAAACUCUGCGCAAACCUAGAGAAGCCCAAAGUGAUACACUAGGCAUCUGGUGCCCAUACCCCCUUUGACCUGGGGAGGGCUGUAUGGAACUGUCUGGCUUGGACCUCCUGAAAUUACAGAGUCUGCUUCUCUUAUUAUCCACGAUCUCAGAAGGAGAAGAAUGGGGAGUGUGGUCCCCUGAGAGGGCAGCUACGGCUGCUGAACUCCACGCCUCCAGCCCCCAGCUCUCCCAGCCAAAAAUAUUGCUGGGUCUGUAAUCUGAUGCCAGGGCAUUUAGCCCAGUCUGAAGGAACAGUCUCCCUGACGCCUGGCUUUCCCCCACCCCCAACACACCCACACUGACCCCUCCUUCCUCAGGAAGCCUAGAUCCCAGCUGGCCCCAGCUGUAGGACAACUAUGCCCUAAGACAUGAUCAUAGGGUAGCUACCAGCUAACCCCACCAACUACGGGGCAGGGAAUUCCUAUUCACUCUGCCACCCACUUCCCCUUGUGCACAAGUGCCCACACCAACACAGAGACAGAAACCCCAUUCUUCUCUGCCUCACCUGCUUCUUGUGCCCUUUGCCAUACCCAGCCCCAAUUUCCCAGGGUCAGCAGAGAGAGUGCAAGGUCCCCAAUCCCUUCCAGAUGGCACUUUUCCAGAGUAAACCUCCUUGUGAACAGCACCACAUCAUAUGCCCCUUGUGCCAUGAGGACUGACCCUAAGUACAACGUGUAUUCUCUAUCACUGACUGAAUCAAGGACUGGACUAGAGCCAGCAUGUCUCCGCCCAAAGGACCUGGUGGACUCAAUGCCAAGGGACCCCUUGCUCUCUCCCAGAUGUCAUCACUGGACAUGGAAUAACAAUUAUGUGGGAAGCCACUUUGGGUUACUAAAUUCUGCCCAAAUCAAAUAUCCUUGACCAAGGAGCAGCCUCUGCCCGAAACCACUUAACCUGGAAUUAAACCACAAAUUUUCAAGUCUUUUCCAGGUCAAUGCUGAGCAAGAGUGAGACUGGUGCAUUUGUUAGCAAGUCACAGAAAGGUGGUGAUGAUAUUGAAAGGUCAGAAAAGGCUAGCAUUCAGUCUGACUGGGCUUCCAAAAUAAAUAUAAGGCUAUACUUAGAGCUUUCUGAGAUUGUCUAAGGUUCCAUCCAUCCCCACUACAAAUUCAUCUCCUUCCCUUGUCUUUUGCCACUAAUAGCUAAUAACUGAUUCUAUCUGAGUCUGAGAGAAGACCCAAAAAAGGAAAGUGCCUACUUUUUAAUAGCCAGGGCUGGGGAUGAUUCGGCAUUUAUUCCCUGCCACUUGGGGUACCAUCCUAGGACCUUUUAGUUCAUAAAUUCACCACUGUAUUUAAUGCCAAUAAUAUCCUGAUUUAGAAAAGUAGUGCCUACACCACCCACUGAAUGUAUAAAAUGAAGAGAUUGAAUUAAAUAAUCUCAAAGCUCCCCUCCAGCUCAAAUAGUCCAUGAUAAAUCCCUGACCUUCUCCAGCUCAAGUGUUAAUAGCCACAUCUUUGGCAAGACCCCCAAUUAUUAAGCUUAAACUCUCCUGAGCUUAGAGGAAGCACAGAAUCAGAGACAUGAAAUGAGAAGGGACCUUAUUUUUACACAUGAUGAAAUUUUGGCUCAAUAUAACCUGGUGCCCUUGGCACCAUGGGAUGGAGUGCUAAGACCAGGAAAUCUGACUAGGCUGAUGGGCUGGUGUGUGCAGCUGAGUAGGACCUGGGGGUGUAGGGUAAGGGGAGGAUGUGGCAGAUGGAGUUUAUUAGAAACUCCAGGACAAACCCAGGCUCCAGAAAUCCCAGGUCUAGAGUCCAGGGUACAAUGGCAAAUCUUGUAUCUGUCCUUGGAAGGUUUCCCGUGUCCUUGAAAAACUGCAUCCUUCUCUUCUUUCAUAGCAUUGUGAGAUCUAAAGCUGGGAGGGAACGUGAAGAUUGUCCUUGUUCCUUGAGGAAGUUCACUCAAGGGAAGGAGAGGCAAAUCGACCCCAUCAACAGGCUUUUAUUAAGCUUCUUCUAUGUUCUAGGCACUAUGCUAAGCACUGGAAGUACAAAUACAAUGAAUGAAAUAAUUCCUAUUCACAAGCAGCCUACAUUCUAAUGGAAAAAAGAAGCACAUGUAUAAGUAUACAGAAUAAAUACUUUAAAAAUAAAUAUAAAUAAUAGUGAUAAUAACUGGAAUUUGUAUAGUGCUUUAAGAAUUGUGAAGCACUUUAUAUCUGCUAUUUCAUUUGAUCUUUACAACAACCCUAGUUUUUUUUUUACAGAAAAAGAAACUGAGGCAAAUAGAAAUCAAGUAACUUGCCCGUAUCACACAACUAAUAAGUUUUUGAGAUAGGAUUAAAACUCAAAUAUUCCUGAGUCUGGAGCUCUCUCCACAAUGUCACCUACUAGUUUCAAAGGGAAAGUCUUGAAAAAAGGCUUCAAGUGGAAGGUAGUGCAUCCUGGAAGAAGAAAGGCAUUUUAUAAGGAAGAGGUGAAGAGAUAAUGCCUUCUAGAAAUGGGGAUGACCACUGCAAACACAAGAGAUGAUAUGUAAUUCGUAUGAGACAUAGAAAGAAAACUAGCUUGCUUGAAUCACUGGAGGCAUAAGAGAGAGUGAUGUGCAAUGAAUGAGGAUGGAAAAAUAGAUCGGGAAAUGUUAAGGACUUAAAAGUUAAAGAGAAGAACUUAUAUUUGAUCCUAGAAAUGAUAGGGAACCAAUGGAGUUCAUUGAGUAGAAGAGUGAUAUGGCAAGAUCUUACACUGUAAGCCCCACAUGCUGGAAAAUAACAGAGUUGGAAGACUAGCUCAGUUUGUUCUAAAUCUGAUCAAGUUCACUGCCCUUAACUCCUUUAAGCUGGCUCCCUCUAGGUAGGAAAUGCUUCUAACCUCCCUAGAAUGGGAGUUAGGUAUUGCGUCCUCUUCCAAGAAACUACACUUUUAAAUUUUAUGGUAAAUCAUCUUAGAGAGGAUCAGGAAUGCUGAAGCAAGAAUUAGGAGACCCUGGCUCACACCCUGACUCUAGGACUAACUUGUUUUGUGUUCUUGGAUGGUUCGUUUGCCUUCUCUUAAACCAUUGUCCUCACCUAUAAAAUAAGGUUUUGGACCAUGAGGCUUUUAAAGUACAUUUCAUAACCUCUGAUUUCUUAAUCCUAUAAAUCACUCUAAUAUCUCAAAUUGGAAAGAAAAUAAGCAUUUGUUAAGUACCUAUGUAUGUCAGGCACUUCACAAAAAGGACUUAUUUGAUCUCAACAGUUUGGUGAUACAGGUGCUAUUUUCAAUCUCCUUUUGAUAGUUGAGGAAAAUGAGAUAGAGAGCCACUAGUUAAAAGUCUGAAGCUGGGUUUGAACUGUCCACUAUAUCUCCUAGUCUUGAACUUAAUCAAAGCAGGUAUUACAUAGGCUUAGAUAAUGCCUGGAAUUAGUAAGCUUGUGGUCAGAAGGUUUCAGAGAUGAAAAUGUCCAUCCCUGUUUCCCGGUUGAAGAAACUUUUCCCUAAAGAACAUCCUCAAAAGACUCAGAUUCACUUCUGCUGAAGAUAAGCCCUGGGAGAGUAAAUGCUCAGAAAUCCUGCCCUAUAUCUCAUAGGGUUAUAUCAGAAAGAAGGUAUGUGGAAUAGGGGAAUGAAUAAAAAAUUGGUUAAGGAGUACAGCUAUAAAAGCUGGAGAGUGUAAGGAAGAGGGUGCUUCCUAUUUCUCUGAGUCACUCCUCCCAUUCCUCAAAAAAAAAAGUCUUUAUAAUAUGAUGAGAUCUUCCUCUCCUCUCCUUCCUUUCUCUUUCUGCCCUAUUAUUCUAUGGUCCUUUAUAAGGGAGGGAUAUGCAACUACGCAGUAGCUUCCCUGUUAGUGGAACUACUAUCUCCAUCCCAAAAGACCUCUGCUCUAUCCUGGAGCUCUCCAACUCCCUUCUUCAUUCCUGAUGCCUCCCCCAAAGUUUAUCCUUCUCCAGGUCUGAAGGCCCUCUGAUCUCACAGUAGGUGUUGCACCAUUGAAAUUAGGAGAUCCAGAGAAACAUUCUUUAGGUUGGUAUUAAGAAAGCAGGAGAUAAUGGAUUUAGGAUUGCUCAGAACUUGAAGGAACCUCAAGGGAUUGCUUUACUUCAAUCUUUGUGAUAUCUCUCAGAACUAGAGGAACUAGAGGAAUAGGAGAAGCAUAAGCAGAAACAUUAGCUUUCUUUGUUCAUAUAGAUGAUUCAAACUUUUAGAAUAGGGAAAAUGGAAAAAGGAUGCUUGGUUCUAUUGAAAUUUUGCCCCUGGAUCCCAGAAGGACUUUAGUCCUCCAUUUGGUGCCCCAAUUAGAAUAUAAACUCCUUGAGGAUGGAGACAUCUUUAUUAUUUCUACUCUUCUUCCAUCCCUUCCUUACUUUAAUUUAAAAUAUUUUAUUGCAAAAAAAUUCUAACCAUUAUCUGAACCUUAAGAAAAUCAUUUUAUUUAUUUAUUUAAUUGCUGCUGGAGGGUCUUGUCUCAGUGUUGAUGGUUGCUGACCAAUCAGGGUUGCUGAAGGCUGGGGUGGCUAUAACAAUUUUAAAAAUAAGACAGCAUCGAAGUUUGCCUUAUUGUUUGAUUCUUCCUUUCACUUGGAUACUCUGAGGUCAUUAUAGGGUUGCUAAUUGGCUUUAUUUCAAUAUUGUGUCUCAGGAUAUAUGGGACUGGAGGAGAGGAAGAAAGAUGGAGAGAUCUCCAUCAGUAAAAUAGUCAGAAUACAUACAUUAAUUGAUUAAAUUUGCCAUGGUUUAUGGGCAAAGUUCUUGGUGCUCCAAAAUAAUUGGAUCACCGAUCACAGAUUACCAUAACAAAUACAAUAAUAAUGGAAAAAUUUGAAAUAUUGCAAAAAUUACUAAAAUGUGAUAUAGAUACACAAUGUGAAUAUAUGCUGUUGGGGAAAUGGCACUGAUAGACUACUUUGUUGUAGGGUUGUCAGAAGCCUUCAAUUUGUAAAAAAUGCAAUAAAGUACAGCACAUAAAGCCAAGUAGCCAGUAUAUAAUUGCUCCAAAGUAAUCUAACCUUCGGUAGGAGUAAGUAGCCAUGCAACUUUGAGCUCUUUAUCCCCUGGACUACCCAGACUAUCAGAAUCGAAAACAUUUACCCCCUCCUGGAGAAACCUCCCCAAUUUACCCUCACAGAUUGUAAAAUGGAUGAAGCAACUGACUACAAAAGUGUGCCAAUUGCUAUGCUAGGUCCUAGGGACAUAAAGAUACAGAAGGAAACAAUCCUUAUUUUCAAGGUGAUUGCUGUAUUCGAAUGACGACAAGGAUAUAAAUAAGUAUAUAGAGAAUAAAUAUAAUGUGGCUCUCCUCAGGCUCAAAGAUACAUUAUGUAACUAAAUAGCUCAAGAAGCCCCCACUGGUUUACUUAUCUUUCAUAUUCAGCCAGUAGGCAGGUUGAAGCAAAAUUGUUACCUGAGAUGGCAUGGUAAAAACAGUAGCUACAAAACAUUCCCCACUGCAAACCUGGGGCAUAUUUUCCCACAAAUACACCUAGUCUCAGAGGAAACAAUGGGAAGACAUCUAGAGUACACUGAUAAUGAGGCACACAUGUGAUCAAGGCAACAGGCAAUUGAUGAGUUUAGGAGAGACUAAGAAGGAAUACAAGCGGAUACUGGAUCCAGCUUUAACCGGCUUGUGAGAACUGAUUAUUAAAUUUUCAGUGUGAAAAUUUAAACCUCAGAAAUAGGAAUUGCUACAAAAUCAGGCCUUGAUUUAUUAUUUUUAAUUGCUUAGACUUAAGAUAAUCUUAAUGAUGCAGAUUAAAUUUAAAAGCAUCUACAUUUUUUUUUAAAGAGCCCAGUUGUUCAACUCCUUUGUAUUUGUUGAGGAAUAUGCUUGAAAUAAAAGGAAUGAAGUAAAAGGGGUGAACUUAUCACAACACUGCAGACCAACAUCAAACAUGACAACAAUAAAAGUACCUUUAUAUAGUGCUUUCAGGUUUACAAAGUGCUUUAUAUCCAUUAUCUCAUUUGAGCCUCAUAACAUCCCUAGCUAGAUACAUAGAUAUGGAAGUUAUUUCCAUAACAUGGUCAUUGAACUCAUAGAAACUAAUCAGAUAAACAAAAGAAAGAUUACAGAGAGAGAAGAAAAGGGAACACAGAACAGAACCUUAGAGUACACCCAAAGUCAGAGGGUAGGACAUGAAUGAUCCAUCAAAUAGGAUAAAAACCAAGUAAGAGCAGAGUCACAGAAACCUAGAGAGGAGUUAGUAUCCAGAAGAAGAGUAUGCCCAACAGUGAUAGGUGCUGUAGAAAUUUCAAGAAGAAUAAAGGCUAAGAAAUACCAUUGGAUAGAUUUGGGAUGAAAAAUGCCAUCUGCCUCCAGAGAAAGAACUAUGGAGACUGAAUGCCAAUUGAAGUACUAUUUUCAUCUUUUUUGUUUGUUUUUUCUUUCUCAUGCUUUUCCCCUUUUGUUUUGAUUUUUCUUUCACAAUGUGAUUAAUAGAAAUAUGUUUAAAAUGAUUGUAUGUGUAUAACAUAUCAGAUUACUUGCUGUCUGGGAGAGAGUAGAAUUUAAGGGAAGGAGGCAGAAAAAAUUUGAAACUCAAAAUCUUAAAAAAAAUAAUGUUGAAAACUAUCUUUACAUGUAACUUACAUGUAAUUGGAAAAAUAAAAGUAUUGUAUUUUUAAAAAAGAAAUACCAUUGGAUUUGACAAAUCAUUAGUAACUUUGGAAUGAGCAAUUUCAGGUGAAUGAUGUGAUUGGAAGAUCUGACCCCAACUCAUUAUUUAUCCAUAGUGCUUUCAAGUUACUAAAAUAGACUGCCCAUUAAACUAUUGGUCAAAAUUUGAACAAUCUAUUUCUUUAACCAUUUUAUUUUGACUCUAUGGAUGCUAAGCUUCUUUACUACAGCAGAGUACAACUUUUAGUAUCUAUUAUUAUAAUUUGUUCAUUGAUUGAUUCAUUGGAUGGUAAGAGUUGAACUGGAAAAUGAAAGAAUUAUUAUUCCUUCACUGGAAUUGUCCUUUCAUUGGAAAGAUUUUGAGAAUGGUCCCAGUGAUAGUCUGUGUCUGCUUCCCAAAGACCUGCCUGGCUAAGUGUGAAAAGGCUUUAGUGUGAAAUCUUUAGAAGAUGAUUUUUUUUUUUACUAUAGCAACCUAAAAUACGAAUGUCAUCAAUCCAGCACUUUCUGAUUUAAUGAUGACAAUAGUAGAAUAGAAGAAAGGGAAUUGAGGUUUCAUAAUUGCUAGAAUGUCUUUUUAAAUUUUUGUUUUGUUCAGUUGUUUCCAGUCAGAUCCAACUCUUUGUGACUUAUUUGGGAUUUAGAAUGACCACAAACAUUAAUUUAACUACUGCUACAUCAAAUGUGCAUUUUUUUCUUUUUAAAAUUUUAAAAAAUAUUUCUCAAUUGCAUGUAAAAAUAAUUUUAACAUUCUUUUUUCAAAUUUUGAGUUUUAAAUUCUCUCCCUCCUCCCACUGAGAAUUUAAGCAAUUUAACAUAGGUUAUAAAUGGAUAGUCAUAUAAAAUAUAUUUCUGUGUAAGUCAUACUUAAAAAAACAACAACAAAAAAAAACAGAUAACUCUCCUCCCUCCUGAAAAAUGAAUAAAGAAAAAAAUACCUUCACUCUUCA
Antechinus flavipes (yellow-footed antechinus) is the source of this 9584-nucleotide messenger RNA. It is a transcript of the gene ACVRL1, whose product is annotated as activin A receptor like type 1. The transcript has 9 exons. Gene Ontology annotation, biological process: angiogenesis; dorsal/ventral pattern formation; cellular response to growth factor stimulus. The coding region runs from base 609 to 2105 and encodes 498 amino acids. Gene Ontology annotation, cellular component: BMP receptor complex; plasma membrane. Lineage: Eukaryota; Metazoa; Chordata; Mammalia; Dasyuromorphia; Dasyuridae. Gene Ontology annotation, molecular function: ATP binding; transforming growth factor beta receptor activity, type I; SMAD binding. The record is from RefSeq and is a predicted model, not a curated record.